AUGUGGGAAUCUGAGAGUGAUUCAGCUGCUAGACACAAAUAUGGAGAUGGAAUUCUCACUUCAAACAAACAUACUGUUAAGACUCAAGGAUUUCUUCAAAGAGGUCACUCUUGGUAUGUUGCAACUGAUAUUCCAAGUGAUUUUCUUGUUCAAAUUGGAGAAGCUAAUUUCCACUUACACAAGUAUCCUCUAAUAUCUCGAAGUGGAAAGAUGAGUAGAAUCAUAUACGAAUCGCGCGAAGCCGAUGUGAAUAAGAUAGUUAUGAAUGAUAUUCCGGGUGGAUUUGAGGCAUUUGAACUUGCAGCUAAGUUUUGUUAUGGAAUUGCUGUUGAUUUGACGGCCGGAAAUAUCUCAGGACUAAGAUGUUCGGCUGAGUAUUUAGAAAUGACGGAAGAUUUAGAAGAAGGGAAUCUUAUAUUCAAAACUGAAGCAUUUCUUAGCUAUGUUGUUUUAUCGUCAUGGAGAGAUUCUAUAGUAGUUUUGAAAAGCUGCGAAAAGCUUUCACCGUGGUCGGAGAAUCUUCAAAUUGUUCGAAGAUGCAGCGAGUCCAUAGCUUGGAAAGCUUGUGCUAAUCCAAAAGGGAUAAGGUGGUCUUACACUGGAAGAACAUCGUCGAAAAUUUCAAGUCCGAGAUGGAAUAGCAAUAGUAAUAGUAAUGAUAUGAUGAAAGAUGCGACGAGUCCGAGUAGGAAUCAACUAGUUCCUCCUGAUUGGUGGUUUGAAGAUGUUUCGAUUCUUAGGAUUGAUCAUUUUGUUAGAGUCAUUACUGCUAUUAAGGUAAAGGGAAUGAGAUUUGAGUUAAUUGGUGCUGCAAUAAUGCAUUAUGCAACCAAAUGGCUACAAGGGUUGGUUAGUGAAACAACAAUCACAUUCGAUGAAACGAGCAAUUACGGUAUCAGUAAUAGUCAUAGUAGUAGUAGUGGUAGCGGUAGUAACUGGAUUAAAGGCGGCGGUGGUGGACUUCAUAUGAUUGUAUCGGGCGGAACAAGAGACGAAACUUCAACUAUUCAAGCUAAAGAACAGAGAAUGAUCAUUGAGAGUCUCAUAAGCAUUAUUCCUCCUCAGAAAGAUACGGUUUCGUGCACUUUUCUUCUCAGGCUUCUGAGAAUGGCAAUCAUGUUAAAAGUUGCACCUGCAUUGGUUACUGAAUUAGAGAAAAGAGUUGGAAUGCAAUUCGAGCAAGCUACACUUUCUGAUCUUUUGAUUCCUUGUUAUAAUAAAGGAGAAACAAUGAUGUAUGAUGUUGAUCUUGUUUUGAGGCUACUUGAGCAUUUUCUUGUUCAAGAACAAACCGAAAGUUCUAGUCCAACAAGACAGUCGAUUUCCGAGAAACAUUUAGGAAGUAACCUUAAUGCAAAAGCAAGAGUAGCAAGACUUGUUGAUAGCUAUCUUACAGAAGUUUCAAGAGAUCGAAACCUUUCAUUGACAAAAUUUCAAGUACUUGCUGAAGCUUUACCAGAAUCGGCUAGAACCUGCGAUGAUGGACUUUAUAGAGCUAUUGAUUCCUAUCUUAAGGCACAUCCGACACUAUCUGAGCACGAAAGGAAACGACUCUGUCGCGUAAUGGAUUGUCAGAAACUCUCAAUUGACGCAUGCAUGCACGCGGCACAAAACGAAAGGCUUCCAUUAAGAGUAGUUGUGCAAGUCCUAUUCGCGGAACAGGUAAAGAUAAGUACGGCACUAUCCAAUCCUUCUUUGAAAGAUGUUGAAACCUUUACUCAACCAAUGGUUACAAACCGAAAAACGCUACUCGAGGCGACUCCGCAAUCGUUCCAAGAAGGAUGGGAAGCUGCUAAAAAAGAUGUCAACACACUAAAAUUUGAGCUGGAGAGUGUGAAAGCUAAGUACUUGGAGCUUCAAAAUGAUAUGGAAAAUUUGCAGAAACAAUUUGAUAAGAUGUUAAAGCAGAAGCAAAGUUCAGCUUGGAGUAGUGGUUGGAAGAAGUUGAGCAAACUAACAAAGAUGACAAAUGUGCAAAACCAUGAUCAUGAUACUUUGCCUCGGAGUAAUAAUUUAGCUUCUGUUGAACAGAACAGAAAGAGUACUAGAAGAUGGAGAAAUUCAAUAUCUUGA
Messenger RNA from Vicia faba (fava bean), 2073 nucleotides. The record is from the annotation of a GenBank genome assembly. Lineage: Eukaryota; Viridiplantae; Streptophyta; Magnoliopsida; Fabales; Fabaceae.